AUGGAUUCUCCCACAUCAUCUUCCCUCUCAUCUGGUUCAAGUACACCCUUGGCCGACGUGCGUUUCAGCCACGAGCUUGCCAAGUUCAACCCAUGGGUCCAAACCCAGGCCACCGAUCUGCCUCCAGACCCAAUCAUCAAGAUCUAUGUGAAGGCUCCUAUGCUAACCAAGCCUGAACAAUUCGAGUGGUGGUUCGCAAACAUCGAGCGCAUCUUGCGUGACUUAGGCCUCGACAGCCUGGUCUCGAGUCUCCCAUAUCCCGCAUCCAACGACCCCGCCAGAACUCAAUGGUUUGAGCUCUCCAAGGUGGUCCACACCUGGCUUGAAAAGCAAGUCAGCAACGAAAUUCUGCGAAAGAUUGACAGACGGAACCCGAAUAUCGUCCUAGCCCACCAGUUCGCAUGUGAAGUCCAAACUCUGAUGCAAGAGAUGAGAGAGUGGCAGGUUCAGAACGCGCAUUUUGCAUUCUACCACCUCAGACGAUGCGAUUGCAGUAGCAUUCAGGAGUUUGUUGAGACUGCCAAAGAGCGGUUCCGGAUAGCCUGGGAUCUGGAUGCUGGCGUCGCUCCGUGGGCAGCUAUCAGUCUGGUCGCGAGGGGAAUUACAUCUGUGCCAGAAACCAAAUGUUUUUAUUCUUUCGUUGAUGGUGACUACCCGGAUGAGGUAACAGCUCGUGAUAGUCGCACUGCUGCUGAUUUCUAUGAGUUCUGUGACGACGUGCUUAAUUCACUGUAUGAGAGCGAUGGGGAAGAGGACGAAUCCCCAUUCGAAAACGUGCUGGCGUUCACCGUGCCGAAGAAGAGAUGGACUUAG
Molecule: messenger RNA, 813 nt
Organism: Penicillium paradoxum
Lineage: Eukaryota; Fungi; Ascomycota; Eurotiomycetes; Eurotiales; Aspergillaceae
Exons: 1
Coding region: 1-813 (270 amino acids)
Source: RefSeq, a predicted model, not a curated record